Theobroma umbraticum is the source of this 4012-nucleotide messenger RNA. RefSeq names its product putative phospholipid-transporting ATPase 4. Gene Ontology annotation, biological process: phospholipid translocation. Gene Ontology annotation, molecular function: ATP hydrolysis activity; ATP binding; ATPase-coupled intramembrane lipid carrier activity. The record is from RefSeq and is a predicted model, not a curated record. Gene Ontology annotation, cellular component: plasma membrane. NCBI's taxonomy places the organism in Eukaryota, Viridiplantae, Streptophyta, Magnoliopsida, Malvales, Malvaceae.
AUGAGCAACAAACGUCCCAUGGUUGGGCAAUAAGAUCAUGAAUCAGUCAAUAUGAUUUCCAUAGCCUUUUCAUUUAGUUGAGGAAAUGAUAGAUUGUUGAAGAGGGGAGGUGAACUUGGGAACUUGGUAAGAUGGCAGCCUCAUCCAGGAGAAGGAAAGGGAAGGUUAGAUGGAGCAAACUGUAUACUUUUGCAUGCUUGCGGCCCUCAACAUCCGAAUCAUCUUCCGCUCAAGAGCUCAUCGGCCAGCCAGGAUUUUCUCGGGUAGUUUUCUGCAACGAACCUCACCUGCACAAGAGAAAGCCUUUCAAGUACCCUCACAACUAUACAUCCACAACUAAAUACAACGUUCUGACUUUCCUUCCAAGAGCACUUUUUGAGCAGUUCAGAAGAGUUGCCAAUUUCUAUUUUCUAUUGGCAGCAGUACUGUCGCUUCUUUCUUUGGCUCCUUUCUCACGAGCAAGUUUGAUCGCUCCUUUGGUGUUUGUGGUGGGAAUCAGCAUGCUCAAAGAGGCUGUGGAAGAUUGGCAUAGAUUUUUGCAGGAUUUGGACGUAAACAAUCGAACUGUAAAGGCUCAUGCGAGCAAUGGAGCAUUUGUAGAUAAGUUGUGGAAGGAACUUCGGGUCGGAGAUGUUGUAAAGGUUAAUAAAGAUGAAUAUUUUCCAAGUGAUCUUCUUUUAAUAUCUUCCAGCUAUGAGGAUGGUGUUUGUUAUGUAGAGACCAUGAACCUUGAUGGAGAAACGAAUCUGAAAAUUAAAAGAUGCUUAGAAGCCACUCUUUCUUUGAAUGAGGAUGAAGAAUUCAGGAAUUUCAAGGCCAUUGUCCGUUGUGAGGAUCCGAAUCCUAAUCUUUACACCUUUGUGGGGAAUUUAGAGUUUGAGAAUAGAUCCUAUCCCUUGUGCCCUUCCCAAGUGCUUUUAAGAGAUUCAAAACUCCGAAACACUGAUUACAUUUAUGGAGUGGUGAUCUUUAGUGGACAUGAUACGAAAGCAGUUCAGAACUCCACAAGGUCACCAUCUAAACGUAGCCGGAUAGAGAGAAUAAUGGAUCGCAUUAUCUACCUUCUUUUUUCAAUGCUUCUGUUGCUUUCCUUGGUUUCUUCCAUUGGAUCUUCGCUGUUUAUAAGGCACGACAUGGUUGAUUGGUGGUACCUGCAGUUGCCAGAUGACAAUAAGGUCCAUGACCUUGAGGCCUCCAACCGGCAAAAAGAUAAUGAUAAGUUCUUCAAUCCAUCAAAGCCAGUAAACUCUGCUAUUUUACAGUUCAUACGGGCCCUCAUAUUGUAUGGCUACUUAAUCCCCAUUUCUUUGUAUGUCUCCGUUGAAGUUGUCAAAGUUUUACAAGCAAUGCUUAUUAAUAAGGAUAUAGAAAUGUAUGAUGAAGCAACAUGCAAGUCAGUUCAAGCCCGGACUUCAAAUUUAAAUGAAGAACUUGGUCAGGUAGAAAUGAUACUGUCUGAUAAAACUGGGACUUUGACAUGUAAUCAGAUGGAGUUCAGGAAAUGCUCAAUUGCUGGAAUUUCAUAUGGGGGUGAUGUAACUGAAGUUGACCUUGCUGCAUCAAAAAGAAUGAAUGUUGAUUUUGAUGCUUGUCAGUUCAGUGUUGAUGAGUCCGAUGGAAUAAGCCAAAGCUAUGAAGUAUUUGAAUUCCCAGUAUCCGAUUUUAGUGCUAAAAAGGCUGUUCUCGGAUGCCGAGAAGUUCUGGAUAAUACAAAUAGAGGGAAUUCAAGACUUUCCGAGGAGGAAUCUGUUAUCAAGGGUUUCAACUUUAGAGAUGACAGGCUUUUGAACAAGAACUGGAUACAUGGAUCCAGUUUAUUGGAAUUUACAAUGUUCUUUAGAGUCAUGGCUUUGUGUCAUACAGGCAUACCUAUUGAAGAUGAUAAAAUCAAUAAGCUAAGGUAUGAAGCAGAGUCACCAGAAGAAGUAGCUUUUCUCGUUGCCUCGCAAGAGUUUGGGUUCCAAUUUUUCAGAAGAACACAAUCAGUGAUGGUUCUUAAGGAGUUUGACCCCUCUUCUAGGAUGGAGGUGGAAAGGGAGUACAAGCUACUUAAUCUUUUGGAGUUCAGUAGUUCACGUAAGAGGAUGUCUGUGAUAGUGAGCAACGAAGAUGGUCAGAUAUUUCUACUUUGCAAAGGUGCAGACAGCACAAUCUUCGAUAGACUAGCUGAUAAUGGUAGGACCUACGAGCAAGCAACAACUUCGCACCUUUCAAAUUAUGCAGAAGAUGGUCUUCGCACUCUAGCAUUGGCUUACCGGACAGUUGAGGCAGCUGAGUAUGAAUGUUGGAACACUAUAUUUACGCAAGCCAAAACCACAAUUGGUACUGAAAGAGAAGAAUUACUAGAGAAAGCAUCAGAAAUGAUAGAAAAGGACUUAAUCUUAUUGGGGGUCGCAGCAGUUGAAGACAAGUUACAAAAAGGGGUUCCAGAGUGUGUAGAUAAACUUGCUCAAGCAGGGUUGAAAAUAUGGCUGCUCACUGGUGACAAGAGGGAGACGGCAAUAAAUAUAGGAUUUGCUUGCAGCUUACUCCGUCAGGAUAUGAAACAAUUCCAUUUGAGUUUUAGCAGAGAAGCAGAGUCUAACAACCAAGUAAAGGCUAUGAAAGUAGAUAUUUUGCACCAAAUUGAAAGUUCUUACAAAGUCAUGUGUGAAGAAAGAAACAAAGAGGCUCCAUUUGCUUUGAUUGUGGAUGGAAAAGCUCUUGAAGUUGCUUUGAGAGGGGACGUGAAGGAUCAGUUCUUACAAUUGGCUGUUAAUUGUGCUUCUGUCAUAUGCUGCCGAGUGUCCCCGAAACAGAAAGCUCUGAUCACUAGAUUGGUAAAGGAAUAUACGGGCAGAACAACUCUUGCAAUUGGAGAUGGGGCAAAUGAUGUUGGCAUGAUUCAAGAAGCUGAUAUUGGAGUUGGGAUCAGUGGUAUGGAAGGAAUGCAGGCAGUCAUGGCUAGUGACUUCUCACUACCUCAAUUUCGAUUCCUGGAGAGAUUACUUAUAGUUCAUGGGCAUUGGUGUUAUCAGAGAAUAGCAAAGAUGGUUCUGUACUUUGUCUACAAGAAUGUUGCAUUUGGCCUCACCCUAUUCUACUAUGAAUUAUACACAAGUUUCUCUGGGGAGGUCUUGUACAAUGAUUGGUAUAUGACAAUGUUCAAUGUGAUGUUGACAUCCUUGCCUGUCAUCGCAAUAGGAGUCCUGGAACAGGAUGUUUCAUCAGAUGUAUGCUUGCAGUUUCCAGCCCUUUACCAGCAAGGGCCAAGGAAUGUACACUUCAGCUGGAGCCGCAUCAUUGGCUGGAUAUUGAAUGGGGUGGUAACUUCUCUAGUCAUAUUCCUGGCAAACGUUUACAUCCUUUCUCCUAGUGCAUUCCGACAAAAUGGAUAUGUAGCAGAUAUCAAUUCUCUUGGUGCCAUAACAUACACCUGCAUAAUCUGGACAGUCAAUUGUCAAAUUGCUCUAAUCACAAGCCACUUCACUUGGAUCCAACAUCUCUCCAUAUGGGGCAGCAUCUUGUUAUGGUACAUUUUCUUGAUACUCUAUGGUACAUUGCCUCCAUAUGUAUCAGGGAACGCAUUUCAGGUCUUCAUUGAAGAUAUUGGACCAGCACCCUUGUAUUGGAUGGUUACCUUGCUCGUCGUCAUUGUUUCUCUUCUUCCUUACUUCACACACAUUGUCAUUCAAAGAUCAUUUUAUCCCAUGGACGAUCAUAUCAUCCAAGAAAUGAAGUACUGCUUCAAGAGAGAUAUCGUCACAGAUAAUCAAAUGUGGUUAAGGGAGCAAAGAAACUCCCAGAGAUCUACUCACAUUGGUUUUUCAGCAAGAGUUGAUGCAAAAGUUUUGUCAUUCAAAGAACAAUUGCAUCAAAAGAAUUAUCAAUUUAUAGAUGAUCUCUGACAAGCAGCCCAACAUAAACAUGAAAGACCAGCAGUACCCUUUUCCUAAUACUACUUUCCUUUUGCUUUUGCCUUUUAGAGGAAUGAUAUCAAACUUCCUCAUUCUUUAAUUCAUUCAACGAUUUG